AUGCGGCACGUCUCAACCCUCUUCUCGAUUCUCUUCGCUUUCUGCGCCUUUGGCAACGCAUCACGUUUUGCGCCCGCUCAACGAUCAAGACUCGGUCCCCGAAAAAGUUGCCCAGCUACUUAUACAUCGGAAACAAUCGACGGAGAACAACACUGCGUCGCACCACGCUCAGAUGAUUACAGAAGGGAAAUCGUCAACGGAGUACCACCAGAAGGCGUCCGUGCCAACCCCUCCAGAAACCCAGCCCAACAAUCCGCCGUCGCAGCCGAAAGAGCCACAGUCAGCGCCACCGAGGCCCUAAUAAUCUCUCAAAACAACCAAGGCGUCAGCGCCGGCGCCGUCGUCCCGGCGAACCCCGACCCCUGCGGCCCUCCGACCGGCCAGGCGCCGGGUGUCGCGGGCUCCCUGUCGACGUGCCAUGCGAAUGUCAGCGUGGCGGAUUUGGGUCAGCCAAGCUAUUAUGGCGUGCAGUGCACGAAUGACAAUUCGGGGUUUACACUCGAGCAGGGGACUUGCUCGGAUUCUUUGCUCACGGUAUGCGAUCAGAUUUCGGGCCAGUGGGGGGUGCAGUAUCAGGAUACCGAUACGUGGAUUUGGUCGACGGAGGAUGGGAACUGUACGUUUGGGUAUUGGUGGGUUUUCCCAAUUUUCUUAGGAGCACUGGCUCUUGAUGCUGUUUUCACGACCCGACCUCCGCCUUUUCAGGAGAAUCCUACUGAUGGUGAGGAUAUCAAUAGGUUGCCCAAAGGUGGUGCACCGCCUCCAUCAGUCGGAAGGUGCCAAGAGCAGAUCACCAGCGUCAUUAGCCAGUCUUGCGCGGGACCUGUGUUCAAUGCUGGAGGGGUCAAUGUAAAAAAAUUUCCCAGCGCCGGCGCGUCUAAUACUUCGUCGACGGGGUUGCCGGUGGAUCCCAUGUAUCCGAGUUAUGUCAUGAUGCCUUUCAAGAGCUAUUGCGGGAUUAACGUCAUGGAUAAUUGCUGA
Molecule: messenger RNA, 981 nt
Organism: Letharia columbiana
Lineage: Eukaryota; Fungi; Ascomycota; Lecanoromycetes; Lecanorales; Parmeliaceae
Exons: 1
Coding region: 1-981 (326 amino acids)
Source: RefSeq, a predicted model, not a curated record